AUGGAAAAAGAGUUCAUCUGUGGAGCCUGUAACAUGGUGUUUCGCUCCACUGGGCUGCUUGAGAAACACAAAGCACUCUUCUGCAUUGGGAGUGAGGUACGACACUUUCAAGUGCGAAGGCACAGCUCUGAAAUUCUCAUAAGAGGCAACGCUGGAGAUGUGCACCCAAAACAGACAACAAUCCCUGAUCUUGUACAGCUGAGAGGUCAGCGCAGGAACAUCACCAACUGGAGGAGUUUUGAUACUGAUCCAAAGUCAGGAAAAGCAGAAGAGAGUGCUGCUCUGCAAAACCUCACUGAUGAGUUUCACAAGUUGAGAAUGUCAGUUGAAGAAAUGUUACCAAAUUGGUCAAAAAGGAGCACGAACACUGAGGCUUGUGGGCGUCAGCUGGGUCACACUGAGAGACUGAAGGAGAUGAGGGAAAUGGCGGCUCUCCACGAGCACCAACUUGCCCUGAUAAAUGCUCAAAACCAGCAGCUGGAGCAGCAGAGAGACGAGUUGGCCCUUCAGGUAAGCGUGCUGACUGAGCAGAGCAACAUAACUCAGCUGGAGAGUCUGCUGAUGGAGCUUAGAGAGCAGGAGGAGAGGAACAAGGAAACACUGCAACAACUAGCUGAACAACUCCACACAUUACAUGUAAAAGAGGUCUCUGUACCUGCUGAUCAGCCAGCUCCAUGCGAGAAUAAAAAGAUGCAUCAUGAUGACAACUAUGAGCUCAUUUCUUCUGUGGAUAGCCCUCUCUCUGCACAGAUAAAAGCUCUGCGGCGGACAUACAUGCAGUCAGGUGGGUCAGAUCCAGCCAUUGUGGCACAGAUGAUUAACCUGCAGAAAGAAGCCCAAAGUCUGGAGAGGAACCAGCCAGCAACAGCCGCCGAGGCCAGUAAGAAAGAGAAGGUGAAGCGUCAUCUGCGGGGUCCGAGCCGGGAACUGCUGGCUGUGGAGCAGGAGAACCAAAGACUGGAGGAGGAGAUCCUCAUGAUCCAGUUGGCCAAGAGGAAAUGGCAUAACUAUGAAGCAGUGAGGACUGAGCAUGAGCUGAUUCAGACUGAAACCCUCCAGCAGAUUGAUGCUCUACAAGCAGAGAUGGAAAGAAACAGAGAAAGACAACCUCCUCCACCUCCAGUUCCUCUCCAACCCAAGACCCACACGCAUGCGCCUUUCUCCCUGCUCGAGGUCAGAUCCUUCACCUCUCCAUCAGGAGGAUGCAUGCUGGACCCCCUGGACUCUCUAGGUCCAGCACCCUAUAACCCUGUAGCUGGUUUUGUGGUUUUUUAUGACCUGGUGCUGGGAGUUGACGCCUCUCAUAAGGCACUGCGCCUGGUGGCAGCUCUCUACUCCGAAGGCCAAGAAGUGGGACCACCAACUCCGCUGCCCCCCAUACAGUGCCUGCCAGGAGUGUCCCUUCCAUACACCCAUAGCCUGCAACCUGGAAACUAUGCCCUCCUGUCUGUCAAACAACCUGUACCCAGGAUCCAGCCAUCACUCUCCCUCUCUCUGGUGGUGGAGGUCCAGACAGCAACAGACCUGGAUCUUUCCAACCAGGAGAUCUUCAAACUGCUGUCCUGCGGCUGGACACGACUGGAGCUCUUUGACCAGCACAACCAGGUCUAA
Scomber scombrus (Atlantic mackerel) is the source of this 1611-nucleotide messenger RNA. It is a transcript of the gene ccdc17, whose product is annotated as coiled-coil domain containing 17. NCBI's taxonomy places the organism in Eukaryota, Metazoa, Chordata, Actinopteri, Scombriformes, Scombridae. The coding region runs from base 1 to 1611 and encodes 536 amino acids. The transcript is spliced from 12 exons. The record is from RefSeq and is a predicted model, not a curated record.